Myotis brandtii (Brandt's bat) is the source of this 3363-nucleotide messenger RNA. It is a transcript of the gene CEP112, whose product is annotated as centrosomal protein 112kDa. The transcript is spliced from 27 exons. The record is from RefSeq and is a predicted model, not a curated record. Bases 7 to 2928 code for a protein of 973 amino acids. NCBI's taxonomy places the organism in Eukaryota, Metazoa, Chordata, Mammalia, Chiroptera, Vespertilionidae.
UGAAUUAUGGAAAUGGAAAGUGAAGAAGAACAAUGGGAGAAGCUGGAUGCGGAAUUUGAUCACUUUGUGGUAGAUAUGAAGCCUUUUGUUUUAAAAUUACCCCAUAGGCCAGAACGGCAGAGGUGUGCACUUUGGAUUAGAAAGCUGUGUGAGCCUUCAGGAACAGGUGCAGGAAUAAUGGGCAGGAAGAAUCGGAACCUGUAUGCAAAACUGUUACUGCAUAUGCUUAAGCGAGGAGUGAUUGAAGGCCCUUUUAUACACCGACCUGAACCCGGGACACUAAAAACUUUACCUUCGUACAUGUCCAUCUAUUUUGAUGAACCAAAUCCAGCACAAGCCAAAAGUUCAAGCCCAGAAGGAUUACCGGACUGGGUAAUGGGUGAGCUGGGGACGAGCGAACACAAAUUAAAUGAAUCAUGGAAGCUUUCUUCUGGAGACAGUUAUUCUUUGGUGCAGUCGCCAACCGAUGGCCACAGCAAUGCCAUAGAAGACUGUUCUGAAGAUGGCAUAGAACAGUAUUACCUGCUGCUCAGGGAACAGUACACUGCGCAACUCCAAAGGACAUCACAUUCUAGGAGUCCAACCUACAGAGAAGACGGACAACAUGUUACCCAAAAGAGUUGUGAAGUUCAUUUGAAAAAAUCUGCUGUUUCUUUGGAUGACAGCGACAUUGAAGCUCGCCUUAAUAGUUGGAAUCUUGGGAUAGAAAAUCCUCGGUACCUGAGACAGAAGCCUAUCCCAGUUUCUCUGAUGACUCCAAAAUUCAGCCUGAGAAAAUCCAGCAGUUUCCAUGAGGAUCAUUUACUCUCUCGAAUGCAUGAGAAAGAGUUGGACAUGAAAACCAAAAUGAUAGAAGCUAAAUGUCAUGAAGAGAAGCUUAAACUUCAACAGAAACAUGAUGCUGAUGUUCAGAAGAUUUUAGAAAGAAAGAACAGUGAAAUAGACGAAUUGAAAAUUUUAUACAAAACAAAACAAAAUGAAACGGAGGAGACUGUUAGAAAACUUGAAAAGAAAGUUCAGACCCUUAUACGUGACUGUCAAGUUAUCAGAGAGACUAAAGAAAACCAGAUUUCAGAGCUGAAAAAGAUGUGUGAGCAAAGUACAGAAUUUCUGAAUAAUGACUGGGAAAAAAAGCUGCACAACGCGGUGGCGGAGAUGGAGAGGGAGAAGUUUGACCUUCAGAAGCGGCACACGGAGAGCAUCCAGGAGCUGCUGGAGGACACCAACGCCCGGCUGCGCAGGAUGGAGGGCGAGUACACGGCGCAGACCCAGGCCACGAACCAGAUGGUGAAAGAACUGGAGUCCCGUGUCCAGCAGCUGACUGGAGAAGCAGAAAACAGUAACUUACAGAAGCAGAAAUUAAUUCAAGAAAAAUUGGAACUUGAGAGAUGUUACCAGAUAACAUGUAGUGAGUUGCAAGAAGUAAAGGCAAGGCGCAAUUCACUGCAUAAAGAGAAAGAUCAUCUUAUGAACGAUUAUGAGCAAAGUGUGAAGCUAUUACAAAACAAGUAUGAAGCUGAUAUAAACCUUCUGAAAAAGGAACACACACUUUCAGUUUCUAAGGCCUCUGGUACAAUUAAAGAAUUAGAACAGAACGUCUGUCAAUUAAAACUGCAGUUACAGGAAUCAGAACUUCAAAGAAAGCAACAACUACAGGAUCAAGAAAAUGAGUUUCAAAUGGAGAAAAGUAAUUUAAAACGCACCUAUGAAAAAAAGGUUCACGACUUGCAGAGUGAGCUUGAUAAAGAAAAAGAAGAUACUCAAAAGAAAAUCUAUAAAUUUGAGGAAGCUUUGAAGGAGAAAGAGGAGCAGCUGGCUCGUGUGACUGAGGUUCAGAGGUUGCAGGCCCAGCAGGCAGACGCUGCCCUGGAGGAGUUUAAGCGGCAGGUGGAACUGAACUCGGAGAAAGUCUAUGCCGAAAUGAAAGACCAGAUGGAAAAAGUGGAAGCAGAUCUAACUAGAUCCAGGUCUCUUCGUGAGAAACAAUCAAAGGAGUUUUUAUGGCAAAUGGAGGAUGUCAAGCAAAGAUAUGAACAGCAGAUAGUAGAGCUGAAGCUGGAGCAUGAACAGGAGAAGACGCACCUAUUACAGCAGCAUAACGCAGAGAAGGAUAGCCUAGUCCGAGACCAUGAACGGGACAUUGAAAACCUGGAAAAACAGCUUCGCGCUGCCAAUAUGGAGCACGAAAAUCAAAUUCAAGAGUUCAAGAAACGAGAUUCACAGGUUAUUGCUGACAUGGAGGCCCAAGUUCACAAGCUGAGAGAAGAGCUGAUUAAUGUGAACACACAGCGGAAGCAGCAGCUGGUAGAGCUCGGUCUUCUCCGUGAAGAGGAGAAGCAAAGGGCUGCCAGGGACCAUGAGGCUACUGUCAGCAAACUGAAGGCUGAAUCAGAGAAGAUGAAAAUAGAGCUGAGAAAGACUCAUGCAGCUGAGACGGAGAUGACGCUGGAAAAGGCCAACUGCAGACUGAAGCAGAUUGAGAAGGAGUACACCCAGAAGCUUGCCAAAUCUUUGCAGACCAUCUCCGAGCUCCAGACAGCCAUUUCCGCCCUGAAAGAAGAGAGCAGCCGGCAGCAGCUCGCUGCGGAAAGGCGGCUGCAGGAUGUUACCCAGAAGUUUGAAGAUGAGAAGAAGCAGCUGAUUAGAGAUAAUGACCGAGCAAUCAAGGCCUUGCGAGAUGAACUGGAAAACCGCUCGAACCAAGUGCGAUGCGCAGAGAAGAAGUUGCAGCACAGGGACCUGGAGGCCCAGGAGCAGAUAACUUACAUACGACAAGAAUACGAAACAAAAUUCAAAGGGUUGAUGCCAGCUUCUCUAAGACAAGAACUUGAAGACACCAUUUCCUCCCUGAAGUCACAGGUGAACUUUCUGCAAAAGAGAGCGUCCAUCCUUCAGGAAGAGCUGACCACCUACCAAGGCAGAAGGUAACUGUGAGGAUUCACCCGAGUAACAGAGCAUAGAUGGCUUCCGUGUCCAGGCUGUUCUGUGGACUGCUAGCAGGUUUGAAGAUUUGGAUAGUGUGACGUAAACUGUGAGAUCAGUGGCACUUUUUAAUACUUAAGUGUAAUUAAGAUCAUAAAAACAUGCAUCACUCAUAUACUACUAGGGUGGUUUAAUUUGUGUCUGCCUAAGUUAUUUUUUUAACACUCUUUUAUCUUCAUACUGUGUGUUUGAGUGUGUUCUGAGAAUUGCUUAUAUUGGGAAAAGAAAUGAUUUCCUAUAAUUUGUCUGGUUAAUGCUAUCGCAUAGAAUUUUACCUGUUGCAUAUGAUCAAAAUCACGUUUUGUAGUAUCAUAUCAAAAUUUUUAACAUGUUUACAUUGUUUUCAUGUUCAUAUUCAUAUUUUAUUAAAGCAUUGUUUUC